AUGUACCGCGAACCCUCCAAACAGCUCAUCGACCUCUUUCGCGGAUGGCCGAACCCCGCGCUCCUCCCCGUCACUUCUCUUACCCAGGCAACCUCGACUGCUCUGUCGACCCCAUCAAUCUACCAGCCAGGACUCCAAUAUGGACCGGACGAGGGCCACCCGCCGCUCCGUCAACACAUUGCCGACUGGCUUACCUCGUUCUACCGCCCAAAAGACCCUGUUUCCACAGCCCGCAUAUGUAUUUCGGGCGGGGCGAGUCAAAACCUCGCGUGCGUGCUGCAGGUCUUUACCGAUGCUGCAUAUACCCGGAAUGUGUGGAUGGUUGCCCCGACGUAUUACCUCGCAUGCGGCAUAUUUCAUGAUGCAGGCUUCAUGAAUCGCCUGCGGGGUGUCCCCGAAGACGCCGAAGGGAUAGACAUUGGCUUUUUAGAGAAGGCGUUACAGGAGGCAGAAGCAAAGGCCACCGCGGAAGGAAACCACAAGCCGCUUUAUACCUUAGCACGCCCGUGGAGCAAGAUUUACAAGCAUAUCAUCUACCUGACGUCGACCUUCGCGAACCCAUCGAUGAAAGUGGUAUCUACCCACCGCCGCGAACAACUUAUUAGAUUAGCCCGCCAGUACGACGCUCUCAUAAUAUCAGAUGAUGUAUAUGAUUUCCUCCAGUGGCCGUCAGACCCCAACGCAGAUCUAUCCACAGUCGAGCUUGCCUCGGUUCCUCGCUUAGUUGACAUUGAUCGAUAUCUCGACGGUGGUCCCAUCGAUGUCUUCGGGAACGCGAUGAGCAAUGGUAGUUUUAGCAAGUUGGUUGGUCCUGGAGUGCGUACUGGGUGGGUGGAAGGCACGGAGAAAUUUGCCUAUGGGGUGUCGCAGACCGGAUCGUCGGUUUCUGGAGGUGCUCCCUCCCAAUUGACGGCAACCUUUGUCGACCAUCUAGUUUCUACGGGAGCUUUGCAACGGCAUAUCAAAUCUAAACUAAUUCCGUCAUACCGUGCCCGCUAUCAGCAAGUCCUAAGCGCAAUCGAUGACAAUCUUGUGCCGCUUGGAUUUCAGGUGGCGGCGAGAACCCAGUUAGUCGUUGGUGGCUACUUCAUCUGGCUUGACCUACCCCCGAGUAUCAAGGCAAGUGUUUUGACCGAGAGAGCAUUGGCGGAAGAGAAUGUCCGCAUUGGCAGCGGGGCACUCUUCAAGGUCCAGGGCGACGCCAGUGAUCAUCAUCAGGAUUUUGAAGGAAGCGUCCGACUUUGCUUUGCAUGGGAGGAAUUCGAUCAACUGUAUGAGGGAGUGCGGCGGCUCGGCAAUACAGCCCGCAGUAUAUUAAACAAAAGGUAA
Messenger RNA from Talaromyces proteolyticus, 1329 nucleotides. Its product is annotated as putative aminotransferase. Gene Ontology annotation, molecular function: pyridoxal phosphate binding; L-2-aminoadipate:2-oxoglutarate transaminase activity. Gene Ontology annotation, biological process: biosynthetic process. The record is from RefSeq and is a predicted model, not a curated record. The transcript is spliced from 3 exons. NCBI's taxonomy places the organism in Eukaryota, Fungi, Ascomycota, Eurotiomycetes, Eurotiales, Trichocomaceae. The coding region runs from base 1 to 1329 and encodes 442 amino acids.